AUGGCCUUUCUGGAUGACAACCCCGAACUUCAGAACAUCUCUCCAGCUGUUGAGCGCCAACGUCAAAGCAAGCAGCUCCACCAGACUUUCCGCCAAAGGCAUCUGAGUUCUGAUGACGGACUAUUGGUGUCGGACUCGGCGACAUCCCCGCCCCUGGCCAGUAACAACGGCCACAAGAGGCGCCGAACCAAUGAUAUGGAUCCCAAUUCAUGGACCGAGGAUGAUGGACUACCUCCCCCACCUCCACUACACUUGUUAGAUUCUAUCGUUGAUAUCCACUUCCGUACAGUACACCACUGGGUACCUAUCCUCCACGAAGCACGUUUUUUGGCCAAGCUCGCGGAUGCCGACGAAAGAAAUCGGUUAGCGGUACUUCUUCACUCACUUGUCGCUGUCUCAAUCAAGUACCUUGAUGUCGAUAAGGUUGAGCUUGGUCAUAUUAAUGUCGACAGGCAAAUCAGACUGUCCAGAAAGGUUGUGAUGCUUCACGCUAUGCAAUCCGUGUCAGUCGAGAACAUGCAGGCACUGAUCUUUCUAGCCUUUGACUAUGUGAGCUGCCUCAUCAACUGUUUCUCAAUCCCUGGAAGUUUCACCAGUUUUGAUUUGGCCCUGACUCUUUCUAUUGCAGAUGGGAUGCGGCUAUCCCUCCAAGGCGUGGCCUAUCAUUGGUUCUUUGACGAGAACAGUCGAAUAUCUUCAAUUGACUGUCGAAUCGCCGGACCUAUCCUCGCUAGAGCAACCACUUCUUCGUCCGUUGACACUUCUGUCAAGGCCGCACGAUUGGACAGAGUCAGAAGAACGGAGGAGACUGUUCUGGAAUGUUUUCCUUCUCGACAGAGUCUGCCAAGUCACUUGUGGGUGCGUACUUCAAUUGACCAAAUGCUGAACUCGUCAUCUUCUAACACAAAGCGCAGCUGGAACACAAGCCUGACCUCAGACCACGUCCAACGGCGACUUCCAUGCAGCGGAGCGCCAUGGGCGCGCCAGGAAGCUGUCUCAACGCCCUUCUUUGGUAUAUGGAACAAGACUGCGGCCAAGAUCGGUAAAUCGAUAGCCAAUGUUCCCACGCUAUACGAGUCACCUUCAAAGACCAAUGACUACAGCCCUAAUGGAGACAACGGUGUUGGAGGCGAUCAGGUGGACAUCUCAAACUUAGGAGCAUUUGCAUAUUGUAUCGAGGCCACUGAAAACCUGAGCCAGGUCACUUCCUUCUUUCUGCAACAAAGCAUCGACUUUGGAGACAGAGCACAGGUCAAGAACUGGCUGACAAGGUUUAAAGAACUGGAUCUGCGACUUGUCCAUUGGAAAAUGUUUCUCCCCCAUCAGUGGCAUGACUCGGACGUCUCCCGCGACGUGUCAAUCGUCAAAAUGGAUCCGAACCUGACUUUGGCACACCUAACGCACAACGCCGCAACGAUCCUGCUACAUCAGCACAUCGCUUACCCGCCGGUAACUUGGUGUGAUGUCGUCAAGCUGCCGAGCUCCUGCAGUGCUGAGACGUGCCAGCUUGCCGCGGUUGAGAUCGCCUCCAUUGCCGACAAAUACUUGUGCUACAUGGGCGGUAUCGUCAACAGUCAGUUCGCGUUUUGCGCGUUCGUCGCUGCUCGCAUCCUGCUAGUGCAUUGGCUCUCCGUCUCCCGGCAGACAGAUGAACCUUUGGCCCCCGAGUUCUUUAAUCUCGGGGAUAGUCUGAGGGAAAUGUCGCGCCGUUGGAGGGGGAGUGACAGGAGCGACGACGCGGACAAUAUGGGGCAGCCAGGUGUGUCAGACCUGAUGACUAAAUAUGCCGCACAGCUUCAGUUGAUGUACUCCCGAUACAUGGCUGGUUUACAUACACAUGCCUCGGUCGGCGAUAUGCUGUCAGAUGCCAGCCUGGAUGGCCUUCUAGACAUGCAGCAGCAACCUACUGCGAACAGUGAUUCUUCCCUCCAAAACACGAUACCUCCACCAAUGUCUGGCAUGGGUCCAGGAGGAACGGUGGCCACGGGCAUGACUUCUUUCGCCCAUCCGACAAGCUCUCUAUCACAGCCACCAAGCCGUUCACACCCGCCCAUCGCGUACGAUCCUCGUGGCACGCCCGUUCGCUACGAUGUUGUGAGCCCGCGGCAGCGACAACGAUAUGGUUCAUACGGGCAGUUUGAUUUCGGUACAAACAUGGGCAGGGCAGGGCCUUCCAACAUACCGAGGGGGAGUUCAUCUUCGACAGCAAAUGUGGCGGGACUCUUGGGCUUGAGAAUGGAGAACAAGAGCAGACACAGCAACAGCAGUGGCUUUGGCGGCGAAGACGAGGAUGAGCUGUUUGGCCAGCAGUUCCUCGAAAUGGAUCGCGUAAUCACGCUAGAUGGGACAGAUUUCUUCGGAGGAUUGUAA
Penicillium pulvis is the source of this 2370-nucleotide messenger RNA. Its product is annotated as fungal specific transcription factor domain-containing protein. Gene Ontology annotation, cellular component: nucleus. Bases 1 to 2370 code for a protein of 789 amino acids. The transcript has 3 exons. The record is from RefSeq and is a predicted model, not a curated record. Lineage: Eukaryota; Fungi; Ascomycota; Eurotiomycetes; Eurotiales; Aspergillaceae.